AUGAGUGAAGGUGGAUGGUUUGUUGAAGAGCGAAAGGAAUCUUGGGUUCAUUGGAUGAUUCGAAUGUUGAUCUCAUCUGGACCGAUUCCUAAACAUUUGGCUUUUGUGAUGGAUGGAAAUCGAAGAUAUGCAAAAACAAAACAUUUGGGAAAUGUGCUGAAAGGACAUGAAAAAGUGAGAAAUUCCUUGUUUUUAUUUUUAUCUUUUCAUUUUUUUGAAAAAUUUCAGGGUUUUGAACAACUCGCAAAAAUCAUGGAUUGGUGCACGAAAUUCAGCGUUGAGGAGAUUACAGUCUACGCAUUCAGUAUUGAAAAUUUCAAACGGAGUGAUGAAGAAGUUGGGGGUCUUAUGAAACUCGCGGAAAAGAAAUUUCAAAAACUGUUGGAUGAUCCGGUGAAAUUGGAAAAUGAGCAAGUAUGCUUUAGAUUCUAUGGAAAUCGUAAACUUUUAUCGGAGAAAUUGCAAGGUUUAAUGAAUGAGAUUGAGAAGACGACGGAGAAUUAUAAGAGAAGACGAGUGAAUAUUUGUAUGCCUUAUACAUCGAGAGAUGAAAUUGCGAGAAGUUUUGAGAUUAUUCGGAAAAAUGUGGAGGAUGGAAGGGUUAAUGUUGAUGAGGUGAGUUUUUUUUAUAAAAUCGAAGAAUUUUUAAUAAAAAAUCUGCUUUAUCAAUUUUUUUUUCGAAUUUCUUUUGCGAAAAAUCAAAAGUUGAAGUUUUCUCCUCCCAAAAUCCUAUUUCAGAUCGAUGAAUCAAUGAUCGAAGCUUGCCUCGAUUCAGGUCUCGGCGGUUCUCCACCCGAUUUAUUUGUCCGAACAUCUGGCGAACAUCGAUUAUCAGAUUUCCAAAUGUGGCAAUGUGCCUCAACACAUGUUUAUUUCGACGAUGUUCUUUGGCCCGAAUUUGGCUAUUUCAAUUUAUGUAAAGCUAUUUUGAACUAUCAAUAUUAUCGAUCCACGGUUAAUAAGGUUUGAGAUUGUUGUUUUCGAAACAAAAAAAUCAAGUUUUUUUUGCAGAUCUCUUCAUCUGAAAACCCGUGCUGGAAACGCGAAUAUCUGGGAAGAUUGGAACCCCAACUUGUUCCAUUUUGA
Molecule: messenger RNA, 1086 nt
Organism: Caenorhabditis angaria
Lineage: Eukaryota; Metazoa; Nematoda; Chromadorea; Rhabditida; Rhabditidae
Source: the annotation of a GenBank genome assembly